Molecule: messenger RNA, 3011 nt
Organism: Beta vulgaris subsp. vulgaris (sugar beet)
Lineage: Eukaryota; Viridiplantae; Streptophyta; Magnoliopsida; Caryophyllales; Amaranthaceae
Product: pentatricopeptide repeat-containing protein At2g21090
Exons: 2
Coding region: 235-1983 (582 amino acids)
Biological process (GO): RNA modification
Molecular function (GO): protein binding; RNA binding
Source: RefSeq, a predicted model, not a curated record
AAAAUUUUUCAUGCAAUUGUUGCACCACGUGUCAAUACAACCCUAAAAAAUAUAGGAGAGUUUCGAAUUCAAAACAAAUAAAAAUAAACUUCUAACAUAUCUUGAUUAGUUGUAGAGAAAUUAGUCGUACCACAUAAGAUUUACAACGAUGGUAGCGAAUAUAGUAGGGAGGAACUCAAUUUGCUAUAACUCAAACCCCCAUUUGAGUACCCUUAUAAGAUACCUUAAAUUAACAUGAUCUGCACAAUUGAUCUUCACAUGUUGACCAAUCCAAAGCACUUUGCGUCUCUUCUAACUAACUGCAUUGAAACCAAAAACCUAAACUUUGGCAAAAUCCUUCACUCACACUUCAUUAAAACCUCCCUCAUUUUCAACUCCUUCGUCUCAAACCGGCUUGUUGAGUUAUUCUCCAAAUGCGACGCCAUUGAAAGUGCCCAAAAAGUUUUUGAUGAUCUUCCUAACAAGAAUAGUCAUUCUUGGAACACUAUGAUUUCUGGGUAUUCUAAAUGUGGUCUCUUUGGUAAUGCACUCCAACUGCUUGAUAAAAUGCCUCAACCAUAUAUUGUCAGUUACAAUUCUGUGGUUGCUGGUUUAUCCCAUCAUGGGUUUUAUAAAGAGUCUAUAUACUUUUUUAAGAAGAUGCAGAACAUGUAUAGUGGGUAUGGGUUGUUCUUGGACGAGUAUACGAUUGUUAGUGCUGUUAGUUGUUGUGCUGUUUUGGGUGAAAUGAGAUUGUUGCACCAGCUUCAUAGUGUGGUGGUUGUGCUUGGAUUAGAGUAUGAUGUUGUAAUAUGUAAUGCUUUGAUUGAUGCUUAUGGCAAAUGUGGUUAUCCUGAUUUGUGUUAUUCGAUAUUUACUCGAAUGCCUGUACGAGAUGUUGUGUCCUGGACCUCGAUGGUUGCUGCAUAUGUUAGGUCAUCUAGGAUGGAAGAUGCCUGCUUGGUUUUUAAUCAUAUGCCACUGAAGAAUUCAGUAUCUUGGACAGCAUUAAUAACGGGGUUCUCUCAGAAUGGGAAAGGAUUGGAAGCUCUGCAUCUCUUUGAUCAGAUGCGGCAGGAUGGAUACCCACCUAGCGCGUUUACAUAUGUUGCCCUGCUAGGUGCUUGUGCUGAUUUACCACUACUAGAGAAAGGGAGACAACUUCAUGGACAUAUCAUCAGAUUAAACACAAGAGUUCCUUUGUUGAAUUCGUUUGUCUAUAAUGCUUUGAUUGACAUGUAUUGCAAGUGUGGAAACAUGAGAUCAGCAAAGCUGCUGUUUGAGAGGAUGCCAGAAAGAAAUGAUGUUUCUUGGAAUUCUAUAAUAACUGGGUUUGCUCAGAACGGACACAAUGAAGAAUCACUUGAAAUGUUUGAAAGGAUGAUUGUAGGAAAAGUAAAGCCUAAUGAAGUCACAUUUCUUGGAGUGCUAUCUGCUUGUUGCCAUACAGGUCUAGUAGAGGAAGGCAUGAAGAUUCUUGACUUGAUGACAAAGCACGGUUUGAAGCCACGAUCAGAUCACUAUGCAAUCAUGAUCGAUUUGCUAGGAAAGAAAAACAGACUCAAUGAGGCAGUAGAGUUGAUUGAAAGAGCUCCUGGUGGUUCUGAUCAUGUUGGAAUGUGGGGGGCGCUUCUAAGUUCAUGUCGGGUCCAUGGUAACACGGAUCUUGCUCGUAAGGCUGCAGAAAUGCUCUUUACUUUGGAGCCAAGUAAUGCUGCUAGAUAUGUGAUGCUAUCAAAUAUUUAUGCAGCAGGUAAAAGAUGGGAUGAUUCCCGACAAGUUAGAAGGCUUAUGGGUGAGAAAGGAUUGAGAAAAGACGCGGGCUUUAGUUGGAUAGAAGUGAAGAAUAUCAGACACGAAUUCGUGGCCAAAGACAGGUCACAUUGUUGUCGAGAACAUAUAUAUGAAGUAAUUCAUGGGAUGGUAGAUCAAAUGAGCGAAGUGGGAUAUUCUCCUUGUGUUGAGAUAGGCCUUGAAAAUGAUGAAUUGUGUGAUUAUGAUUAGGUUAAUAUUUAAACAGAACUUUUGAAGUUGUAAGUGCUAUAUCAUUCUGAGAAGACCUCAGGUAAUCAAUCGCGAAUUCUACAAUAUUGCAAUGAGGAGGGAGCUCGAGACCCAUCUGGCAGAGUUUGGACCCUAGCCGAUCAACUGUGCCAUGGUGUAGAAUUGUGCCAUUUGCUAAUAGAACGAUGGAAUUAAACAGCUUCACAAUCCGAAACCCAGGUUGAUGAAUGCUUAAAAUGAUGGUUCUCCCCCUUCUUUCUGCCAUAUUUUUCAGCAUGUCAAUGAUUUGCAAUGCCGAGGUACUGUCUAGCCCUGAUGUUGGCUCAUCCAGGAUUAGCACCUUAGGGUCAUGGAUCACAUCAACACCAAUGGAGACUCUCCUUCGCUCUCCUCCGGAAACUCCACGUAUACCAUCAUUUCCCACCCGAGUUUUAGCCACAUGAUCUAUUCCCAACUCUUGCAUUAGUGACUUCACUCUGGAGCUUAAUUCAGAAGGUGGGAGUUUGAGCUUUAAUUUGGCACUAAACAUGAGUGUUUCUUCUACUGUAAGUAGUGGGAAAAGCAUGUCCUUUUGAGUAACAAAGCCUGAAAUUUUGUUAAAGGUAGCCUUUUCAAUAGCAUUGCUGUUAAUGAAGAUUGAUCCAGCUUGUGGGGUGAGCUUGCCUGCUAGUAUUUCAAGCAAGGAUGAUUUCCCGGCACCACUUGGCCCCACGAUAGCGAGGAUUUCCCAUGGUUUUGCUCUGCAAUUCACCUGAUUUAGUACUGUUCUCAUACCAGAAGAAGAAGAAGAAGAUGAUGAAGAUGAUGUUUGAUUACCAUGUUCACCAUUCUGUUUCUUGAAGAUGCUAAAUGAGUUCUCAUUGUUAUGACUGUAUAUUUUGUAGGUAAUGCCUACUGCUUCAAUCUCACACCCUUGCUUCUUCAUUUAGCUUUAUUAUCUAGAAGAAGAAGAGUAGGUGCUAUCUCUCUCUCUUUGUCCUCUGUAAGUACACUUGUGUUUUUCUAUUGUCUAAAGUUUGUUUCUUCAA